UAUAAUAGACAAAUGAAAGAUUUGAUAAAAGUUACUAAUUAAAUACUAAUUUUAGGGUCAAUUCUUCUCUGGCAAUAAUCAGAGGGUCUAUUUGCUUGGUAAUCCUGUUAUAUGGUGGGGAAAUAUAAUAUUUCUUAUAAUGUUUAUUACGUUAUAUAUACACGCGUGUAUAAGAGAACAAAGAGGUUGCAUAGAGGAUCCUUUAACACUUCAGCAAAGGGAGAAAAUAAUGGAAGCUGGAAAAUGGCUUUUUGUUGGAUGGUUUUUACAUUAUGCACCAUUUUGGGCUAUGAGUAGAGUAUUAUACUUCCAUCAUUAUUUUCCAGCAUUGUUAUAUAGCUCAAUGUUAACCGGCGUUACUUUAAAUUACAUCAUUGAAAGUUUACAAAUAUUAUUGCCUAAUAAAGUAGGAAAUACUAUUUAUCAUAUUAUAAUGGGUACCGUUAUUUCUAUUACGAUAUACAGCUUUUAUUUAUUUUCGCCGUUGGCUUAUGGAAUGGAGGGACCUGCUGCAUCUGAUCCUGAAAGCUCUAUGCAUUCUUUACGAUGGAUGGAUUCAUGGGAAUUUUAAAUUUCUUACAAUUUUUUCAUGUUUUUCUUUUACACCUACUUAUACAAGGUGAGAGAUAUUUUUGCUAAUAAGAAUGAGAUUAAAUUUAUACUAUUUAUAAUAAUGAUGUAAACAAUACUCAUUUUUUUAUUUAUAAAAAUUACUAAA
This is a messenger RNA of Polistes dominula (European paper wasp), 718 nucleotides long. RefSeq names its product Protein O-mannosyl-transferase 2 (gene twisted). NCBI's taxonomy places the organism in Eukaryota, Metazoa, Arthropoda, Insecta, Hymenoptera, Vespidae. Gene Ontology annotation, molecular function: dolichyl-phosphate-mannose-protein mannosyltransferase activity. The record is from RefSeq and is a predicted model, not a curated record. Gene Ontology annotation, biological process: protein O-linked glycosylation via mannose. Gene Ontology annotation, cellular component: endoplasmic reticulum; membrane.